AUGGCUAGCAAGGCGGAGAAAAAACUAGCAGCGGACCUUCUGACGAGACGACGAGCGUGUGCCGAACGAGAUGUGGUGGAGAAGUUCGUAGCGGAUUUCACCUACGAACGAGAUUGUUGCCAGGUUGCGGUACGUUUAGAGGCGCUCAACAAAUGCAACGAGUUGUUCAUGAACGUGCAGAAUGACAUCGAAAUGGGCGAUAGCGAAGAACGGUUCGAGGCGCAUCUGGAGUUCCGGGCGGAUUUCGAGGAUCGGUUUUGCAGAGCGAAAGGUUUUUUGCUGUCUAAACUGGAAAGCAGGGAGCAUCUUCUGAGUUCGACGAUCAUGCACGCAUCGACUUCUCAUAGCAUGUCUUCCAGUUUCCAUCAUCGGCUGCCAAAAAUCGAUCUACCGAAGUUUAGCGGAGAUGAAUCGCGCUGGAUCUCAUUCCGUGAUAACUUCAUCUCGAUGAUCCACUGUAACGAGGACAUACCGAUCGUGAACAAGCUGCAGUACCUGUUACAGUCACUGGAAGGAGAAGCGAAGAAACCAUUCGAGUCAGUGGAUAUCCAAGCCGAUAAUUAUUCCUCGACGUGGGAUGCGCUUAAAAAGCGCUACGACAACAAGCGAUUUCUCAGAAAGGAGUUGUUUCGAGGCCUGUACAACCUGCCACCGAUCCAGCAUGAGUCAGCACAAGACCUCAACAUACUGGUAGAUGAUUUCCAGCGACACGUUAAGGCACUGGGGAAAUUGGGUGAACCUAUCGAGCAUUGGGACACUCCGCUCAUCUUUAUCCUGACGAAUAAGUUAGAUUCGGCGACGAUUCGUGCAUGGGAGCAAGAUACUCGACAGAAGGAUGAGGUGAAAUACGACGAGCUCAUCGAGUUUCUCAUUCAACAAGUCCGGAUGUUGAAAUCCAUGGACAGCGAUUUACAGCAUCGUUUCUCAGGCUUCACCGUUUCCAAGGUGGCCGGACAAGCUCCCAUCAAAUCUGUCGUGAACGCAGCUACUUCCGAAACCCAAUUCAGCACUUCUCCAUGCCACUGUUGUUUGAGAACACAUCCCCUUCACCAAUGUCCAGCAUUUUCAAAUCUGUCAAGCUCCCAACGGCGAGAGCUUGUGACACAGCACAGUCUUUGCUGGAAUUGUUUCCGCGCGAACCACCAGGCUAGAACCUGUAAAUCUAAGUUCCUGUGCAGGAUUUGCCAAGCGAAGCACCAUACGAUGCUGCACGACCCAGCAGCACCACCGCAUGAGUUCUCACCCGAGAGAUCACAGCUCACACAAGUGAAUCCAGGUCCGAGCGGUUCACUCAACCCACCAACGAUAAACCUUUCCGUGCGUUCAGAUUCAACCGUUCUCUUGGAGACAGUCUCUCUGUUAGUGGUCGACCGAUACGGCAGAAAGAUUCCAGUACGAGCUCUUCUAGAUUCCGCAGCAAUGUCCAACUUUAUCACCAGGAAGCUGGCGAACGAGCUCGCCACCCAACAAACUCCCGUGGACAUCGCAAUUGCCGGAAUUGGAGAGUCAGUCAAGCGCAUCAGAAAAAAGCUAGCUGCCAAAAUCGUAUCCAGGAACAGCGACUUCUCCACCACACUCGAUUUCCUCGUCAUGAAGAAGCCAACAUCAUAUCUCCCCACAUCCCCGAUUGAUACAACUGCCUGGAGAAUACCAGAGGUUCCAUUGGCGGAUCCUCAGUUCAACGUUCCAGCAACAAUCGACAUGAUCAUCGGUGGAGAAUGUUACCAUGAGUUCCACACGGGCGUACGCCACUCUCUUGGUAAUAAUUCUCCGUUUUUGGUGGACACCCUCUUCGGCUGGACAGUUUCUGGCAAAGUUGAUUCCAGCUCCACCACCGCACUGCGAGCGUGCUUCCUCUCCACCGUUGAUCAAACCCGAGAAAUGAUUCCUGGGGAGUUCCGGCCAAUGGACACCACCGAUGAGAGCCAAAGGAUGGACGUUGAACCCUCCACCACUCAAAUCCACGACGAAGGAUACGUUGCCUGCCAUUCCCGGUCUAAUGAUCCACAAACCACCCUUGGAGAUAACGAAACGAGAGCCACACAUCGAAACUCCACCAGAUAUUCACACCACAGCGAUUCUGUUCAACACUACAAACCACACUGCUAUCUGCCACAUCACCCGGUGCUCAAGGAUGCCAGCAAAACCACCAAUGAAUGCGUGGUAUUCAACGCAUCCUGUGAGCCCAACUCAGGGUACGCGCUCAAGGAUACGCUGCUCGUCGGUUGCGUCGUUCAACACAAUCCGCUGUCCGCCACUCUUUCAAGUGCCGCUAAAAGCAACGACGAAAAAGAAGACGCUGUUGAUGGAUCCAGCUGCUACAUCGAUCCUUUGGCCAAGCAGCCCUCUGGUACCUGCCUGGAGUUAGGUGCACCUCUUCUACCAACGGAAUCGUUCCAGAAACCCCAACGGUCAAAGCCGCCAUCGCAUCGUUGGCGAACUCUUGCUGCUAAGCGCGCACCAGUUGUCGAGAUUGGUGCAGACGGGCACAAUGUGACCAGCAAUCUGUCCAACAUGUUCCAUUUCCCCGAUAAGCGUCAGCACUGCUACGACCACGCAUGGCAAUCCUCAUCCUUGGAAAACUGGCCUUAUUCCACCACCUCGCGGCCACUCGGUCGCUGUACAAGGCUUCAUCCAGGUCGAGAUGGAGUCAUUCAGCCAGCCAAUUCCUUAGACGUCCUAUUGUACCCCGCCAUCAUCGAGAUCCUUCUACAAAGACCGGCAGAGCACGCCGAAUGUGACUCACUGCGCAUGUCGAGCGCUAAUAGAUCACCAACUAUCGUACAUCGUCGCAGCAUCUCAUGGGCCACCAUCGAGAACGGCCAACAACAUCGGUAUCAACAGCAGAGUCUUCAAAGAUCGGUAGAGCACGCCGAACGUUGCUCAACGCGCUUAAAGGGCGCUAACAGAUUCUGCACCAGUGCCGAUGUUGCGACUAAGUUCUUCGAUGUGCGACGUGUCAACCGUAUCUUCUGGUCCAACCGAAUGAGUUUUCAGCCGAGUGAUCACCCGGGUCCCAUUAUCAAUCCCUAG
Messenger RNA from Uranotaenia lowii, 3033 nucleotides. RefSeq lists its product as uncharacterized. NCBI's taxonomy places the organism in Eukaryota, Metazoa, Arthropoda, Insecta, Diptera, Culicidae. Bases 1 to 3033 code for a protein of 1010 amino acids. The record is from RefSeq and is a predicted model, not a curated record. The transcript has 4 exons.